This is a messenger RNA of Drosophila gunungcola (fruit fly), 2837 nucleotides long. RefSeq names its product BTB/POZ domain-containing protein KCTD3. Bases 274 to 2469 code for a protein of 731 amino acids. The transcript has 2 exons. Gene Ontology annotation, molecular function: protein binding. The record is from RefSeq and is a predicted model, not a curated record. Lineage: Eukaryota; Metazoa; Arthropoda; Insecta; Diptera; Drosophilidae. Gene Ontology annotation, biological process: protein homooligomerization.
GUUGCCACAGUGCAGUGCAACAAAUAAUAAAUAAAUAAAUAGUCAACGCAGAGCAUUAAACGAAUAAAUUGCACCCCACAGCGCGUCAAUUGGGUUGGAGAUUGAAAUCCGAGUUAUCUGCUUCGUUGGUGCGGCUGCCACUGCGUCGCGUUGCGUCCGCCGUAUCAGUCGCUGGCUGGAGCGCUGGGAGCACGGAAGCCACACAAUCAGCGGCGCAUUUAAAAGCCUCCAAUCCGUACGCUGCUGCGGCAGCCCGCGGGUCAUCGGAUUGCCAUGUCCUACUUCACGCACGCGGCCAGCAGCGACCUGGUCAACCUCAAUGUGGGUGGUCAGCGCUUUUCGACGUCGCGGCAAACGCUUACGUGGAUCCCGGAAACCUUCUUCACGGCCCUCCUCAGCGGACGCAUCUCGAGCCUGAGGGACGAGCACAACGCCAUCUUCAUUGACCGCGAUCCGACGCUCUUCUCCAUCAUCCUCAACUACCUGAGGACCAAGGACAUCGACAUCAAGAACUGCGAGAUCCGCGCCCUGCGCCACGAGGCCGAGUACUACGGCAUCACGCCGCUGACCAAGCGCCUGGCGCUCUGCGAGGACCUGAACCACUCGUCCUGCGGCGAUGUGCUCUUCUACGGUUUUCUGGCGGCGCCGCCAAUGCCCUCUAACGAAACCGUUCCACCCGCCGCAGUGGACGAGUCGGUGCCCUCCACAUCGUCGAGUGCAGUGGCUGCUCGCCCCGGCUCCAUGGUGCGCGUCCCAGAGCCCUCCCGUUCCUCACACUCGCGCAACUCUUCGUGGGAUCUGCGCCUGGGUCGCACGGGCAGCAGUGGCAGCGGGCCCAAUCCGCCAGCUCCCAUGCUGCACUCUCGGAACCCCUCCAUGGACUUCAUGCGACACUCGCGCAAUUCCUCGGCGGAUCUGAACAAGGCCUUUCGAAACGAGGUGGGCCUGGUGUUCAGUCCCACGCAAAACUCCAACUGGGUGGACCCCAUGCGGGUGCAGAUUAUCAAAGCGCACCAAAACUGGAUAGCAGUGGCCUACGCCCACUUCGUGGCUUGCUAUCGCGUCAAGGACUCCAACGGCUGGCAGCAGGUGUUCACCUCGCCUCACAUCGACGCCACUAUCGAGAGGAUCGCCAUCAACUCGAAGGUGAACACAUCCACGGCGGAGCCAGUGCCCAGCAAGAUGGUAGCCAUCUCGUACGGCAGUCAGAUCAGGCUGUGGAGCAUCCAGGAUGGCGGGCAAAAGACCGACGUGGGCACCUUCAACCUAAACGUGCGCGUGGAGUAUUUGUUCUUCAUCGGCAGCCAGCUGGUGGCCCUGUCUUCCUCCGGCAAGAUCGGCGUGUGGCACGCCAUGACCCAGCACUGGCAGAUCCAGGACCUGGUGCCUGUGCUCUCCUUCGACUCGGCCGGCUCCUUCCUGCUGCUGGGCUGCAAUAACGGCUCCAUCUACUACAUAGACAUGCAGAAGUUCCCGCUUCGGAUGAAGGACAACGAUUUGCUGGUCACUGAGCUCUACAAAGACGUAGCACUGGACCCCAUUACGGCCAUCUCGGUGUACCUUACCCCGAAAACCUCGAGCAUCAGUGGCAAUUGGAUCGAGAUUGCCUACGGCACCAAGUCCGGAGCGGUGCGGAUCAUCGUCCAGCAUCCAGAGACGGCUGGCCAUGGGCCACAUCUCUUCGAAACAUUCUUUGUCCACCAGAGCCCCGUAACCAAGGUAAUGCUGUCGGAGAAGUACCUCGUCUCCGUGUGCAGCGAAUACCACCACGUGCGAACCUGGAGUCUGACCCGCUUCCGUGGCAUGCUCUCCACACAGCCGGGCUCCACACCCGAGGCCUCCUUUAAGAUCGUCUCGCUGGAGGCCACCGACACCAGCUACAGCUAUGCGGCUGGCAACGAUUUCGGGCCCUACGGCGACUAUGACGACAUGAUCUUCGUGCAGAAGGUGGUGCCCGAGACGGAUCAGCUGUACGUACGCUUGGCUUCUAACGGGGAUCGCGUCUGCGUAAUCCGCUCCGUGGACAGCUCGACAGUUUCGGCCUUCUGUGUGCACGAGUGCGAGGUAUCGUCGCGCAUGGGAUCCCGGUUCAUACUCACCGGUCACUGCAACGGCGCCAUUCAAAUGUGGGACCUAACCACCGCACUGGCGCUGCUCUCCAAGGAUGAGCCACAGCAGAAAACCAACGGCGGACCCGACACCAAUGAGCUUCUCCGCCUACUUGACCAGUGUGAAAUCAGCAAUUCAUCAUGCUCAACACCUUGUAUGUCACCGUGUCUAUCAGCUAUGGGCAACGGUUCUGGAAUGGCCUCCUCCUCCAUAGCCCGCAUGAAAGCCAGCAACAUAGCCCUGCUUAACCGGGAACCGGCGCUGGCUGCCCAGGUGCAGCCCCCCGCCCUGGUGCAAGCUCCACUUCCGGCGGCAGUGGCGCCGGCUGGCAUCCCGAUGGCUGACGACAACAACGAAUGAGACGUGGAAGCGGCUGCUUGGUCGGCGCUUGUCGGGCGCGUUUCAUCGUUCACAUUACCCAGGUGUAGCUUGAUCAUCGAUUACCAAUUUAUAUUCCUGCAGUUCGUGGUGUGCGCCCUUGUCUAUGUCUGGGUGACGCGGAUCACCCGCGGCCCAGCCACUGGGCCGUGAUGGACUGCCAGCAGGCAUUUACCCAAUCAGAUAAUCUCCAUAAUAUGUGCUCGAUGUGGUUGCAAGUGCAAUGUGUAUACCCGUUACCCUUUCUUUGUGUCCCGAACUUGUGGAUCGUACAGUUAGUAUUUUUUAAAACGCCUAUGUUCUAGUUAAAGUUAUGAAAAUUAGUUAAAACAAUGUAAACCAGAGUAUAA